UGUCAUCGGCAUCGAGGAGGAGGUUGGACAGUGGCUGGAAGACUGCGGUGUUAUAUCUCGACAUAAACCACGAAAAUGGCGAGUGUUUCGUACCAUAUCGCCAAUCUUCUGGAGAAGAUGACAAGCACAGACAAGGAUUAUAGGUUUAUGGCAACAAAUGACUUGAUGACAGAGCUUCAGAAAGACUCCAUCAAGCUGGAUGAUGAUUCAGAAAGAAAAGUGGUCAGGAUGUUGCUCAGAUUACUGGAAGACAAGAAUGGAGAGGUACAGAACCUCGCUGUCAAGUGUUUGGGUCCAUUAGUAAAUAAAGUGAAGGAGUUCCAUGUAUACUCUAUCGUGGAGUCGUUAUGUGACCACAUGGUGAGCGACCGGGAACAGCUGCGAGACAUGUCCUCCCUCGCCCUCAAGACGGUUAUCAAUGAGCUGCCAGCAUCAUCCACUGCACUGGUGGCCAACAUAUGCAAGAGAGUGACUGAUAGAUUAUCAGAGGCUAUCGUGAGACAAGAAGACGUCAGCGUCCAACUGGAGGCGCUAGACAUCUUGGGUGAUCUUUUAGCCCGGUUUGGCUCUCUCCUCAUCUCCUUCCAUCCCAAUAUAUUAGAUGCAUUACUGCCACAGCUGGCUUCACCACGUCUUGCUGUCAGAAAGCGUACUAUUGUAGCCCUCAGCCACUUAGUAGUGUCGUGUUCACCUCAGAUAUAUGCAAGGCUUAUGGACUUCCUGAUUGAAGAACUAGCCAAGAAUUCUUCCAUGUCCACAACUAGAACUUACAUACAGUGCAUUGCUGCAAUCAGUCGUCAAGCGGGUCACAGAUUUGGUGAAUACUUGGAGCGAGUGAUGCCUCUGAUUGUUCAGUACGUUGCUGUGGAUGAUGAUGAAUUAAGAGAAUACUGCAUAUCUGCCUGUGAAGCCUUCACACUGCGCUGCCCAAAGGAGAUCACCCACCAUUUACCCACUAUUGUAGAAAUGUGCCUCAAGUAUAUUACACAUGACCCCAACUAUAAUUAUGAUGACUAUGAAGAUGAUGAAGGACAGAUGGACAUGGAUGAAGAUGAUGAUGGUGAAGAAGAUGAUGAAUAUUCUGAUGAUGAUGACAUGUCUUGGAAGGUACGUCGCUCAUCAGCAAAAUGUCUGGAAGCUGUGAUCUCAACUAGACACGAAAUGUUGAUUGAAUUCUACAAGACAGUGUCCCCACAGCUUAUUACCAGGUUUAAAGAACGUGAAGAAAAUGUGAAGGUUGACAUAUUCCAUGCAUAUAUGGCUCUCCUGCGCCAGACCCGCCCCUCACUCAGCUUAAGCAUAGAUCCAGAUGCCAUGGAACAGGAGGAAGGCACAAUCUCUAUGUUAAAACAGCAAGUGCCUGCACUAGUAAAAUCAGUACACAGACAGAUGAAGGAGAAGAGUAUAAAGACUCGCCAGGGAUGUUUUGCACUGUUGACUGAACUAGUGCAAGUAUACCCAGGUGCUCUAACCCACCACAUCCCUGCACUGAUUCCUGGUAUUCAGUUUUCUCUUGGUGAUAAGAACAGUAGCAGCAACAUGAAGAUUGACACACUGGCAUUUGUCCACUGCCUCCUGAUCCACCACAGUGGGGAAGUGUUCCACCCUCACAUUGGUGAACUCCUCCCUCCGGUGGUGACAUGCGUAGCAGACCCAUUUUAUAAGAUCACAGCCGAGGCCUUACUUGUGCUACAGCAGAUUGUCAAGGUCAUCAGACCCCUUGACUUGGCGUCUUCCUUUGACUUUACUCCCUAUACGGGUGACCUUUAUCACUGUACACUGGCGAGAUUAAGGGCCGCUGAUCUUGACCAAGAAGUGAAGGAACGAGCCAUUGCUUGUAUGGGACAGAUCAUCUCACAUCUUGGUGAUCAUCUACAGGGAGAACUUGGGACUUGUUUGCCCAUUUUCUUGGACCGACUACGAAAUGAGAUCACUCGUCUUACUACUGUUAAGGCCCUCACUAAGGUGGCAGCUUCACCACUUAGAAUUGAUCUGCGACCCAUUCUGGGAGAUGCCCUGCCAGUAUUAGCUUCAUUCUUGCGUAAGAAUCAGAGAGCACUGAAGUUGGCGACUUUGACUCUCCUUGAUACUCUAGUGACCAACUAUUCCACAGCGCUCAGUCCUCAGAUGCUUGAUAAGGUCUUGGUUGAGCUGCCACCAUUAAUCAACGAAUCUGAUCUUCACAUCGCUCAACUGUGCCUCACCCUCCUCACCUCCACAGCUAAACUUCACAAAUCUUCCCUUGCUAACUUCCUGCAACUCAUUAUGCCUGAUGUUAUGGCUCUUGUCAGAUCUCCUCUACUACAAGGUGGAGCAUUGAAGGCUAUGCAAGAUCUGUUCGAGGCAGUAGUACGUGCUGGUCUCCCAGGUCUUGGCUAUCAGGACAUCCUCAACCAUCUCCUUGCACCUCUCGUCUCACCUCAGGCUGCUAACAUACACAAACAAGCAUAUCACUCAAUGGCCAAGUGUGUCGCAGCUCUAACUCUGACGCACCCUGGUGAAGCAGUUGGCGUGGUUGAUCGGUUCCUCAUGGAUGUGACAAAUCCACGCUCACCAACAGUCCAGUCAUUCUCCCUUCUUGCCAUUGGAGAAAUUGGAAAACACAUUGAUCUCAGCAGUAUCCCUCAACUAAAGGAUGCAGUGGUGGCUUCAUUCAGCUCUCCAUCGGAGGAAGUAAAAUCUGCUGCUUCAUAUGCCCUCGGUCACCUGAGUUGUGGGAACCUGCAGGAAUAUCUGCCUUUUGUCUUAUCAGAAAUAGAAGCUAACCCUAAAAGACAGUAUCUACUUUUACAUUCUUUAAAAGAGAUUAUCAGCCUACAGAGCAGGAGUGUGGAGGGUGUCAAAGUCCUCCAGGGUUUUGUGAGCGACAUAUGGACACAGCUCUUCCGACACACAGAAUGCAUUGAAGAGGGAACUCGUAAUGUUGUUGCGGAAUGUUUAGGGAAAUUAACGCUCAUUAAUCCUUCUGCUCUCCUACCUAAGCUGCAAGAAUCCCUAAAAACAGACUCGCCAAUGAUGAGAACCACAAUUGUCACCGCCAUUAAGUUUACUAUAUCAGAUCAGCCAACAGCAAUUGACAGCUUACUCCGACAUUGUAUUGGUGACUUCUUGUCAACGCUGCAGGAUCCAGAUCUCAAUGUUCGACGUGUAGCUCUCGUGGCAUUCAAUUCAGCAGCCCACAACAAACCGUCUCUUGUGCGUGAUCUUCUUGAUACCAUUCUUAUACAACUCUACAAUGAAACUAAAGUUAGAAAAGAACUUAUACGAGAAGUAGAAAUGGGUCCAUUUAAACACACUGUUGAUGAUGGCCUAGAUAUUCGUAAAGCAGCAUUUGAGUGCAUGUACACUCUUCUUGAAACUUGCUUAGAUCGUGUCGAUAUAUACGUCUUCUUGGAACACGUGGAGGGAGGUCUACGGGAUCACUAUGACAUCAAGAUGCUCACUUACCUGAUGCUCACCCGACUGGCUCACUUAUGUCCUCAGGCUGUGCUACAAAGACUUGAGAGACUAGUGGAGCCACUGCGCACAACUGUAACAACCAAGGUCAAAGCCAACUCAGUCAAACAGGAGUAUGAGAAGCAGGACGAACUUAAACGGUCUGCCAUGAGGGCAGUAGCGGCUCUCCUAACCAUCCCAGAUGCUGACAAGAACCCCCAGUUAUCAGAAUUUGUUGCUCAUAUCAAAUCUACCCCAGAACUCCAAUCUCUGUUUGAGUCGAUUCAGCGUGAUGCGUGCCCUACACACGAUGCUAUGAUGGAUUUGAGUUGAAUGACGCUAAAGCUUGCAUAAGGUGUUAUUGAUGGUGGAUCAAACUCCGUUGAAUUCAAAUAUGCAUACAGAGUUACUCAUACUGGAUUUGAACUUGAAUGGGAAACUGUAUGCAUGUUAUAAAAAUGGAUCCAAUUUGAGUGAAACAAUGUGCAUAUAUGCAGUAUGGUGUCCAUGGUCGAAAUGAUGUUAAUCUUGUGUUGUUUAUAGUGGAUCCAUGUUGAAUGAGGCAGAGUAAAGUUAUAUUAAUGAAUAUAGACGAAGCAAUUGUGCAGUAUGCUGCACAGUUUCUUCUAGUGAUAAAUUUACCUGGACUAAUUCAGGAAACAUUGUUUUGUUGAAAGUUGAAUAGAUUGAAAUGCUGCAGAAGUCCGAAUUUGUUGUUAAGGCCAUUUGGCAACUUCAGUAUUCACCACCUACUGUCUUCAUUUAUUUAAAAAUCUUCCCGGUGAAUCCUUAGUUCCGGCCUUGACAAAAAAUAAAGACUGAAUAAGUGAAACAGGAAAGUAGUAGCAAGAAUUAGUUAAAUUAUGUACAGUCUGACAGCUUCAGUACUGACAUGAAAUCCUCUCUGUGAAGUAUUUAUCUAUUGGGCCCUUCGGAGAUGAGCUUUCCUAGGUACCACCUUGGGUGCAGAUUUGCUGAUUGUACAGCAAAUAAGCUCUUCAAAAAGCACCAAGAAGCCUGUGAUGACCCCCAGCUUGCUGUGUGCUAGAAUGCAUCUGUAGCCUUUUUAUUAAUCCACGUUUUUUCCUACUUUAUCUUGGUUUAUAGCCGGAAUUCGAGAGAUUUUGUGGCAACGAUGGUUCUGAUUUACUCAUAAAAAUGCUCCAGAUCAAGAAAUUUGAUCAGGUAAAUUUUUUUUAAAGAUUAAAGGAAAAAAGUGAUGCCAUUGGCAUAUAUUGAGAUACUGGGCAUUACUUUUAAUAAAAAUGGUAUGUAAUUGGGGUAUGAUAGUGGCUACUUACUGUCAUGUACAGUGUGUUGUGCUUAUUGAUCUUAUCCCAAUUACUAUGGUCAAACUCUUGUAACAGUGUGGAAAAAUAUUUCUGGUGUUUUAUUCUAAUUAUUUAUCCUUCUCAAUUCAUUUUUUUUCCAAAGGUUGACAUCUUAAUCCUCAAAGUAUCUCAGACCUUAAUUUCCCAUCCAGUUUCUCUGUUUGAUGUUGGUAAUUGGUCUGUUUAUAUCUACAUUUAUUACUUGUAAUAUAGUAUGAACUUUC
Molecule: messenger RNA, 4990 nt
Organism: Homarus americanus (American lobster)
Lineage: Eukaryota; Metazoa; Arthropoda; Malacostraca; Decapoda; Nephropidae
Gene: Cand1
Product: cullin-associated NEDD8-dissociated protein 1-like
Exons: 20
Coding region: 76-3768 (1230 amino acids)
Biological process (GO): protein ubiquitination; SCF complex assembly
Cellular component (GO): nucleus
Source: RefSeq, a predicted model, not a curated record